Molecule: messenger RNA, 912 nt
Organism: Insectozyma verbasci
Lineage: Eukaryota; Fungi; Ascomycota; Pichiomycetes; Serinales; Debaryomycetaceae
Source: the annotation of a GenBank genome assembly
AUGAUUUUCACAAUUCCUAAGCUUCUACUACGAACAUAUAUAAUCUCAUUCAUAUUAUGGAUAAUAUUCACUACUGUAAUACCACAAGUUUCAUUAAAAUAUAAAGAUUCACGAAUAAAAACCAACAAAUUUGAUACUACCACGUAUCCAUAUUCAUCAAUCACAUUUCCCAAAUCAUUACCAAUUACAAAUUCACUAGUUUAUUUUAUAAUAGGACAUCCAGAUGAUGAAGUAAUGUUCUUUGCACCCUCAUUGAUUGAAUUAUCAAAGUCGAAAUAUAACAAUUAUAUAAAAUUGAUAAGUUUAAGUAAAGGUGAUUAUUUAGAUGAUUCAUGGGGUUCUAUUCGUUCAAAUGAGUUAGUACGUAGUUGUGAAAUUCUUGGAAUUGAUAAAUCAAAUAUCACAAUUGAAAAUUUCAGAGAUGGAAUGAAUCAAAAUUGGUCAAAUGUUGAUUUAAAAUCAACCUUGCGUAAACAUAUUAAAGAUGUGGAAAAUUUGGUCCUUAUUACAUUUGAUAAUCAAGGUGUUUCUAAACAUCCGAAUCAUAUCUCAUUAUAUCAUGGAACGAAACUAUUUGUAAAGAGUUCAAAGAAUAAACCAACUUUAUAUGUUUUAAAAAGUUUAAAUUUUGCUGAAAAAUAUAGCUUUACUAUAUUUUCAAACAUAGAGAUAUUUUUUGACAUAAUAUCCAAUUUUAUUCAGAGGUUUAUUCCUGUUAAUAUCAACAUUAGUUUUUUUAAUAAAGCUUCAAUUGGUAAAAAUGUUAAAAUUUAUUCAGAUUUAAAUAUGUUAAGUUUAAGUUACGCAGCUAUGACAUAUGGACAUUUCAGUCAAAUGGUUUGGUUUAGAUAUGGUUGGUUAUUAUUAAGUAGGUAUCUCACAUUUAAUCAUUUAAUAGAGGAAACAAUAUAA